GUCAAUGUAUCAGUCGCUGUGGGAUUUUUUUUACCUUCUCCCUGGGCAAAGGAUGAAUUUAGCUGGGAGUAGGCAGAAUUCUCUCUGAAGGUUCCACAAGGGGAGAGAAAAACAUCCAGCAAACACCGAUCCGGGACAAUCAGUGGCAGGAGAGAAAAAAAAAAAAGUCCUCUUCGAAUCUGGGUGGUGGAAUCCUUGACUACUCAUUGACUUCUCCCUCCCCCCCCCUUCUUGUAAAAUCAUUUUAACCUUGCAGAUUGAGUCUCGUCCGCCUUUAAGAAGGCAGCAGAGAGAGAGACCUUCCUGCUGGAGCAGUGGGAGAACUUUUUUUUUUUUUGAGGAGCUCUCACCAAGGUAGAAAGUCCACCAUGACUUCCAAAGAUGAAGCCAAAUCGUCUUCGGUGGAGGAAAGAAGAAGGCAUGCCUUGGACCUUUUACCCCCUCCUGCUAAUUCUAACAAGCCCCUGACCCCUUUCAGCAUCGAGGAUAUCCUAAACAAGCCCUCAGUCAGGAGAAGUUACACCAUAUGUGGGACAGCUCACCUACUAAGCACUGCUGAGAAGCCCCCUGCUGCAGGCUUGCCCCUGUCCAGUAGAGCCCUUCUCUCCCAAACCUCCCCUCUCUGUGCCCUGGAGGAGCUGGCCAGCAAGACCUUUAAGGGACUCGAAGUGAGUGUCCUGCAGGCAGCAGAAGGUCGAGACGGCAUGACGAUUUUUGGCCAAAGACAGACACCUAAAAAGAGGAGAAAGUCGAGAACAGCUUUUACGAACCACCAGAUUUACGAGUUGGAGAAACGAUUUUUGUAUCAGAAAUAUUUAUCUCCGGCCGACAGAGAUCAGAUCGCCCAGCAGUUGGGACUGACCAAUGCCCAGGUGAUCACCUGGUUCCAGAAUCGCAGGGCCAAGCUGAAGAGGGAUCUGGAGGAGAUGAAGGCAGAUGUGGAGUCGGUGAAGAAGAUGAGCCCUUCCACAGUGGAAGCCGUACUCACCAUCUCGGAGCUGGAGGAGGAGACCAACUCUGUGCGGGAUGAUAGCCGCUCCCGGUCGCCACAACUUGGACUAAGUGGCCACAUGCCCCUCUCCCCUUCAUCCCCACUCACAGAACAGCACACAAGCAAGGAGUGCUCGGAGGAUGAGGAGGAUGUGGAAAUUGAUGUCGACGACUGACUUUUUCCCAUUUUAAUAACUCACAGACUGAUACGGAGCAUGGACAUUAUUUAUAUGCUGAACUUCUCUCAUCUUUUUUUCUUCUGUUUUUCCUUUCUUUUUUUUCUAAAAACAGAAACUCAGACACAAUCCUAUUGACACCUAAAGGCAGUUUCUUUUCAAUUUAAAGCAAUAAGAAAUACAAGGAAAGACUAAAUUUACCCACGGCUGCCCAGUCAGGUAGAUUUUGUUUGUUUGUUUUUGUUUUCUUUUGGAAUGGUGCAAUUAUGUAUGGCUUCUGUAAAAAAAAAAAAAACCCAAAUAUUUAAAGUUAUUUUUUUAGGCUUCGAUUCUACUAAACAUCAUUUACAGAUCCGAUACCUUUAGAUAAACCCUUUUUUUUGCAGUAAAAUAAUUUCAGUGUG
Xenopus tropicalis (tropical clawed frog) is the source of this 1570-nucleotide messenger RNA. It is a transcript of the gene lbx1, whose product is annotated as ladybird homeobox 1. Gene Ontology annotation, biological process: regulation of DNA-templated transcription. NCBI's taxonomy places the organism in Eukaryota, Metazoa, Chordata, Amphibia, Anura, Pipidae. The record is from RefSeq and is marked provisional. Gene Ontology annotation, molecular function: DNA-binding transcription factor activity, RNA polymerase II-specific; DNA binding. Gene Ontology annotation, cellular component: nucleus.